CCGCAAUUAAAACUAAUGUUACUGCCACGCAACCAAGUGAUGAUGCUGAAAAAAUCAAGGCGCGCGCAGAGAGAUUUGGGCUGAAAAUUGCAGCGAAUGGAAAGACGGGACCAAGCAAAGACAAUCAAACUUCACCGGGCUCGAAACGGAAAAGAGGUGCUGUUGCACCUCCGCCUGAGGUUGAGGUGGAUCUCGAGGAGCUAGAGAGACGACGAAAGAGAGCUGAGCGGUUUGCACUGAAGCCUUAAAGCUAACCGUUGCAAGUUUCCUGUACGAACAUUCAUAAUUAUGGGCUGCUGUAUUAACUCGACUACAUAUGUCGUUACUCGUUACCCCUUUGUCAUCGUAGAGUGUGUCUCUGCAACUGUAGAGGUGGGAAUAUUCACACGGAAGCUUUUGUCCUUCUCUACACUCAUGAACGGCUCGGAGAAGGAAGAACAGCCUCUGCUUGCUCGAAGCGCUGGUCGUGCUAAAUCCAAAUAUGUACUGAUAAUUCAUGGAGGUGCUGGAACAAUGUCCAGAAAGAAGAGCACUGAUGCGCAGUUGAAGGCAUAUCAUGAUGCCUUGUGCGUUGCCUUGAAGGCAGGUCAUGAGGUAUUGAAAAGUGAAGGGGAGGCCAUGGAUGCAGCUGUGGCAGCCGUGGUGGCUCUGGAAGAUAACAUACUAUUCAAUGCAGGUAAAGGAGCCGUCUUCAACACUGCGGGCAAGAACGAAUUAGAGGCCUCAAUCAUGUUAUCCAAACCUCCUGCUUCCCAUCCUUACGUCCCUUCUUCCAGAAGAGGCUUCGGACUAAGUCUCCUAACGCACAUCCGUAAUCCAUCCAGACUAGCGCAGGAGCUCUAUCUAACACCAUCCGCCGCUCCCCACGUGUUUCUUUCAGGAAACAAUGCAGAGAACAUCGCAGAGUCUUUGGGUAUGACCCUCGUCGAUCCAUCUUACUUUUUCUCCGAAGCUCGAUGGAAGGAGCAUCGACGAGGGCUAGGGCUGCCUGAUAUGCCUUAUCCUCCGGGAAGCCAUGGUUCAGGAGGAGAAAUUGAGGAAAAUUCAUCCCCAGAGUCUUUGGGGUCUCUGGAUAUGUAUUCUACAGGAACAGUCGGCGCUGUUGCACUGGACGUGAGGGGUUGCAUCUGUGCAGUAACCUCAACUGGAGGACGGACGAACAAACUGGUAGGUCGAAUUGGUGACACACCAGUCAUGUCUGCGGGCUAUUGGGCGGAGGAAUGGGAGAUUAAGUCUGGCUGGCUGAAGAAGGCCUGGAAUACAUUCACAGGCAAGGAAAAUCCUUCCAAAAUGGCUGUAGGUAUCUCAGGUACUGGGGAUGGCGAUUACUUUAUCCGUCAAGCCACAGCGUCGACCAUCGCUCGUCGUGUCCAAUUAUUAGGUGAGCCUAUAGCAACUGCUGCUCAAGUUGCUGUAGAAACCCUACGUCGCGAUGGCGGUAUUGGAGGAGUUAUUGUUCUAGAUAUUGAGGGUAACGUUGCUACACCUCUGAAUUGUGAAGGCAUGUACAGAGGUUUGAUUCGGGAAGAUGGUGUCGCGAAGACUGCCAUCUUUGAGGACGAAGUUCUAGAAUGAACAAGUACUGUAUAGCGUUGUAUACAGUAUGACUCUCAUAUGAUUAAAUGUCGAACCUGACCACCUGCCCAGCUGCACCUCGCUCAAUUUUCAACAACCGCUUGGCUACACAACCAUACAACGCCUUGGGAUGUCCAGAAACCAUCGCUGCGCUGCCACUGGUGCUCGCUUUGGCAGCAAGCAGUUCCUUGACCUUGUUCAAGGGCAAAGAUAGCGUUUCGGAUGAAAGCAAGGCAAUUAAAAGAUGUGCGGUAAGUA
Molecule: messenger RNA, 1833 nt
Organism: Lentinula edodes (shiitake mushroom)
Lineage: Eukaryota; Fungi; Basidiomycota; Agaricomycetes; Agaricales; Omphalotaceae
Product: nucleophile aminohydrolase
Exons: 6
Coding region: 289-1575 (428 amino acids)
Molecular function (GO): hydrolase activity
Source: RefSeq, a predicted model, not a curated record